Messenger RNA from Cordyceps militaris CM01, 474 nucleotides. RefSeq lists its product as uncharacterized. The coding region runs from base 1 to 474 and encodes 157 amino acids. The record is from RefSeq and is a predicted model, not a curated record. NCBI's taxonomy places the organism in Eukaryota, Fungi, Ascomycota, Sordariomycetes, Hypocreales, Cordycipitaceae. The transcript is spliced from 3 exons.
AUGAAGUUCCUCGCCGCCUUUACGCUGCUCGUCGCCGCCGGCGUCACGGCCCAGGACAUGAACUGCGAGGCCGAGUACAUCGUCUCCCGCUGCCUCAAGACCGAGACCGACAAGGUCACCGCCUGCGACCAGACCGACUUCAACUGUCUCUGCGCCGCCUACCAGGCCGUCGCCACCUGCUACAACAACUGUCCCAACGACACCCGCGGCCCGUCCGCGGUCGCCAACGUCACCGCCUACUGCCGCAACGUCACCACCACGGCCGCCUCGUCCCGCGCCACCGCCGCUCCCACCGCGUCGUCCAGCAUCGCCACCAAAUUGGACGGCGCGCCGCCUACGAGCGCCGCCGGCUUCGUCUCCGGUAGUGCCACCCCCACCAGCGGCUCGUCGGCCGCCAGCGUGGUCGGCAGGGCGGCUGGUGGCGCCAGCGUCGUCAUUGUCGCCGGCAUCGUUGGUGUUUUGUCCUGGCUUUGA